AUGCCGGCCCAUCUCCACGCUCACCCACAUGGGAGCACCUCCCUAACUGCCAACCAUGAAACUGAGAGUCCAUCGGAUACAGUGUCCUCUCCUCGGGUAUACUUGUCUCACGACGAUGAGGAUGCCAUCGCGGAGAUCCGUCGUACCUUGACGGAGAUUAGCCAUCAUAGCCCCCAGCAAGCUUACUCUGAGCCGCACUCUUCCUUUGACAAGUUUUUAGAAGCAGAGUUGCAAGCUGGCCGGAAAAAGCCGAAUCUCGGAGUUUGCUUUCAAUCGCUGUCAACAUGGGGAGAUGGGGAGGAGCACACCGAUGUUAAGACCUUGGGAACGGCACUCUGGCGCACCUUGACAUUUCAGGAUGUCUAUGAGUGGACGAUUCAGCCCUGGCUUUCUAGGAAGGAACCACAGAGCGGACGUCCGUUGAUUCGUGAUUUUUCAGGCGCCGUUCGAAGUGGUGAGAUCAUGCUGGUGCUGGGACGACCGGGAGCUGGUUGCUCGACAUUUCUACGAACAAUUGCGGGCCAUCACUCUUCGUUCCUCGGAGUAACAGGGUCUUUGGACUACUCUGGUCUCAGCCUAGAAGAGGUCAAAAAGCACUAUCGUGGCCAAGUGGCCUAUGUCCCAGAGGACGAUGUACAUUUUCCUACGCUCACGGUGCAACAGACGUUGGAAUUUGCGCUCCAGAGUAAGACACCCCAGAGAUACCAAGACCGGAUCUUUCGUUACCUUGAGAUCUACGGUCGCGUGUUCGGCAUGUCCCACACGAUGAAUACAUUGGUCGGUAACGAAUAUAUUCGGGGUGUUUCUGGUGGGGAACGCAAGCGUAUUUCGAUCAUUGAGUCCCUCGCAACAGAUUCUUCUGUUUCAUGUUGGGAUAAUUCCACCAGGGGACUUGACGCUUCAUCCGCUCUGGACUAUGCUCGUAGUCUCCGAAUCAUGACUGAUACAUGUGGCAAAGCUACGCUAAUGACACUGUAUCAAGCAUCGGAUGCCAUUUACGACCUAGUUGAUAAGGUUCUUCUCAUUGACGAAGGGCGCAUGCUCUUCCAAGGCCCAGCUCGGGAAGCAAAGCGUUACUUUGAAGACUUGGGUUACGAGUGCGCGGAGAUGCAGACAAUCUCAGACUUCUUAACGAGCAUCACAGUGCCUGAGAGACGCAGGUUCCGACCAGGUUGGGAGCACCGAGCCCCUAAGGGCCCCAUUGAACUGGAGGAAACAUUCCGCAAAAGCCCAGCCUAUCAUAAGGUCCAGUGUGAUGUACAGCAGUACGAGGAUCAAUGCCUUGGUGGAAAAGGUGUUCGAUGCUCGCAGACUGAUUCAGACGAUGGAAGUCUGGAAGACUUCAAGAAGGCCAUACAGGCAGACAAGUCCCGUUUUGUCUCGCCUAAGUCCCCGUAUACGAUCUCCAUGUUCCGACAGGUGGUGCUUUGUGCAAAGCGACAGCUGUGGCAGAUCCGGGGACAUAUGUCUCCUUUGUAUAUCAAAAUCAUAUCAUCUGUCGUCUACGGGUUGCUGGUCGGUUCCAUGUUCUAUAACCAGCCGCAGACCACCGCAGGGAUGUACUCUCGAGGAGGAGUCAUUUUCUACUCCUCCAUUCUGCUCGCAUGGCUCCAGAUGUCCGAACUGGAAGAAGCAAUGCAAGGGCGGGAUAUUCUCAGCCGUCAAAAGAAGUUUGCGUUUGUUCGACCCAGUGCUGUAUGUUUGGCCAGAGUUAUUACGGAUUUCAUCAUAGCAGCAGUGAUCACGUUUCUGUAUCUGAUCGUGGUUUACUUUUUGUCUGGCUUGAAAUCCGAUGCCGGGGCUUUUUGGAUUGACUUCUUAUUCAUCUACCUGUGUACCAUCUGUUUAACGGCCCAGUUCCGAUUGUUCGCCGCCGCAUCUUCGAACUUCGAAGUUGCUUUACGAUACUGUGGCGUAUCCGUGCUGUUUUGCAUAGUUUUUGGUGGUUAUGUCCUCUCGGUAGAUAGGAUGAUUAAAGACGUUCCUUGGGUUGGAUGGAUAGCGUAUACUACUCCAGCUCUUUAUACAUACGAGGCAACGAUGGCAGCGGAAUUUCACAAUGCCAACUUCACUUGCUCACCAGAAUCUGUUGUCCCUUCCGGUGCCAACUACACCAACAUUGCAUAUCAGACUUGCGGCUAUGCGGGAAGCCAAAUCGGAUCGACUGUCGUCAAUGGCGACAACUAUUUAGCAGCGCAAUACGGCUUUUCUUUUGGUCAUGUCUGGCGCAACUUUGGAAUAUUGUGUCUCUUCACUGUGGUCUACAUCGCCUGUACUUGCUGGUUAAGUGAAAUCAUGGAAUGGGAACCGGACAGUGCGGGCCCCAUACAGUAUAAGAAGUCGCGGAGAAGUUCAAGACGAACCCACAGGGAAGGACUGGAUGAAGAAAGCAACCCUGUCCAACGUGAUGCAACCAUGCCUGAUUCAGCAAGCACUUGUGAAAAGUCUGGCCAAGCCAUAAGCGGAACAAUGUCCACAUUUACUUGGGAUAAUUUGGAGCUGUUUGUGGAAGUUGGGAAAGAGACACGAAAGCUGCUCAAUGGAGUCAGUGGCUACUGCAAGCCCGGAACCCUGACGGCUCUGGUGGGUGCUUCUGGAGCGGGAAAAUCAACUCUACUGACGGCCCUGACUCGGCGACCAAAUUCUGGAAAGUUGACGGGUACAAUGUACGUCGACGGGCAUGCGGUCGAUGAGUCAUUCAAUCGUCAGAUUGGAUACUGCCAACAAAUGGAUAUUCACGAUGAGAGCAGCACUGUUCGUGAGGCGUUUGAAUUUUCAGCGCUGCUGCGCCAGAACCCAGAAGUGCCCGAUGAAGAAAAGCUCUCAUAUGUGAACACGGUCAUUGAGACACUUGACUUAAUCGAGUUGCAGAACGCCCUCAUCGGGUCAUUAGAUAUCGAAAAGAAGAAGCGUGUUACUAUUGGGGUAGAGCUUUGUGCGAGGCCUAAGUUGCUACUUUUCCUGGAUGAGCCGACAAGCGGACUUGAUAGCCAGGGCGCUUCUAGUAUUGUUGCCUUGCUGAGGCGAUUGGCAGACCAGGGACUGGCUAUUCUUUGUACCAUUCACCAAGCAAACCAGCAGCAGUUCGAGGAGUUUGAUCGAGUCUUGGCUCUCAGUCCUGGUGGAAGUACCUACUACUUUGGGGAAGUAGGGCAGUCCGGCUGUUCGAUCUUUGAAUAUUUCUCCAAGAAUGGACACAAGCCGGAGAAUGUGACCAAUGCGGCAGACUAUUUGAUCGAAGUUGUCGUAGGGGGCAUGAAAGACACCACACACCAAGUCAACUGGGCUGACGUAUGGAACCGAUCCGAGGAAGCCGAUCUGGUCAAGAAAGACAUCUGCGAUAUCCGGGGUAAGGGAGUUAAGGCCGAUGUCUCCCAAGAUGCAAAAAGAACCUCACCGCCACUUUAUCGUCAGGUAGGCCUUUUGACCAAACGUACUUUGCGGCAAUACUGGCGAAGCCCAGAGUAUCCUUACUCCCGGCUCUAUGCGUCGUUCCUGCACGCCCUGAUUAACGGUCUCACUUACCUGCAGAUUGGGAACAGCUCAACUGACCUGCAAUCCAAGGCCUUCUCAUGCUUCUUGGUUCUUAUGCUGGUACCGGAGUUCAUCAAUGCCAUCUCUAUGCGGUUUAUCAUGAACCGCGAGAUAUGGAAGGCACGCGAAGAUCCUAGCGGUGUCUACGGGUGGGUUGCAUUCUGCACAGCACAAAUCGUAUCUGAGAUCCCGUACGCCAUAAUCAGCGCCGUGAUAUUUUAUGUGCUUUAUUAUUUCAUCGUCGGACUUCCUUUGGGAUUUGCUGCCGGAUAUAGUUUCUUGAUGUUCUUCUUGUUCUUCCUGUUCGCCACGUCUUGGGGUCAAUGGAUCGCAGCGCUGAGCGCUGACUCUAUGGUGGCUGCGACCCUCAUGCCAUUCUUUAUCAUCAUGUGCGAGCUGUUCAACGGUAUCCUUCAGCCCCACGAUAACAUGCCCGUGUUCUGGAAGUACACCAUGUACUAUGCCACGCCAUUCACUUAUUGGAUUGGUGGUGUCCUAACGGCUGUCCUACGUGGCAUGCCCGUCAUUUGCGACAGCAACGAAUUGACGGUUUUUGAAAGCCCACCGAACAUGACUUGCGGAGAGUAUGCAGGCCCGUGGCUUGCAGAACAUGGCGUAGGCUACCUUUCCAACCCAGAUGACACAAGCAAAUGCGGAUACUGCAAAUAUAGCUAUGGAGAUGAUUACCUCUCUGGCAUUGGCCUAGACUCGUCGAAGAUUUGGCCCUAUUUUGGCAUUUUCUUUGCAUUCGUGAUCUCGAACUAUUUGAUGGUCUAUGUUCUUGUUUAUGUGCGAUCUGUGAUGAAGCCUUUCUGGAGGCGUAAUUAA
Molecule: messenger RNA, 4362 nt
Organism: Aspergillus bombycis
Lineage: Eukaryota; Fungi; Ascomycota; Eurotiomycetes; Eurotiales; Aspergillaceae
Product: putative ABC multidrug transporter
Exons: 7
Coding region: 1-4362 (1453 amino acids)
Biological process (GO): transmembrane transport
Cellular component (GO): membrane
Molecular function (GO): ATP hydrolysis activity; ABC-type transporter activity; ATP binding
Source: RefSeq, a predicted model, not a curated record